GACGUUACUGUUUUGUUCCUUGUUUGUUAAAGCAGCAUAACUGUCUUCCUAAGAAAAGCAAUUUCAUCUGCAAUUAACGUAAACAUGGGCAGCAGUCUGAUAUGUUGCUUUGCCCUCGUUUUUCUUUGUACGCCAGUGUCAACGAAAUUCGUGUCUCCGCACACUGAGGGAUGCCGCACUGGCAUGUAUCCACCGAGGGGUCCAACUUUCAAAGGCGCCGUCACUUGGUAUACGGUAGACCUGGAUUUGCCCCCUAGCAAACGAUGGACUGGAAUAAUUACUGACAAGAAAGUGGAUUUGGUAUCUAUGAUCCAAGCCAUCAAAGAUUUGGCAGACUCCUUCGUUCCCAGUGGGAGACUAAUUGAAAUUGUGGAUAAAGAUUUGCCUCUGAUCGUGAACACAUUGCCCUACCCCUUUAAUGAAGAAAUCAAAGGAAUUGCCAAGGAUUCUGGCGUUCCCCUGGGAGAGGUUAUCCUGUUCAAUAUUUUCUAUGAGAUAUUCACAGUGUGUACAUCGUUGGUUGCAGAGGAUGCAGAUGGUAACCUGUUCCAUGGACGGAAUUUAGAUUUUGGAUUGUUCAUGGGGUGGGACUUGAAGAACAAGUCCUGGACAAUAACGGAAAAGCUUAAACCGCUGGUGGUGAAUGUGGACUUCACACGGAACAACCGGACUGUCUUCAAAUCCACAAACUUUGCUGGAUACGUGGGUAUGCUGACUGGUAUCAGGCCGCAUUCCUUCACUCUCACCAUGAAUGAGCGCUUCAGCCUUGAUGGGGGGUACAUCGGUAUCCUGGAGUGGAUUAUGGGAAAGAGGGAUGGGAUGUGGAUGAGCUUCCUCACACGGUCGGUUCUGGAAAAUGCUACCAGCUACGAGGAGGCCAGGAACCGGCUGGCCCAGACCAAGCUGCUGGCCCCAGCCUACUUCAUCCUGGGGGGAAACCAGACCGGACAGGGCUGUGUGAUCACCCGCUCCAGAGUGCUCAGCCUGGACAUCUGGGAGCUUGACAAAAAGCUGGGCCGGUGGUAUGUGCUGGAGACCAACUAUGACCACUGGAAGGAGCCCUUCUUCCUGGAUGACCGCAGGACUCCAGCAAUGAAGUGCAUGAAUCAGACCAUGCAGGCAAACAUUUCAAUCAAGACCAUCUACAAUGUUCUUUCGACCAAACCUGUCCUUAACAAGUUGACCACAUACACCACCCUGAUGGACGUGUCCAAGGGCAGACUGGAGUCCUACAUCCGUGACUGCCCCAACCCCUGCUCGCCCUGGUGAAUGGAGGCACUCGCAUGAAGGCCCAAGCACUGACCUGGGAUCACCUGCUCUUGCACACACUGCAGCUGCAAUAGCUGGGUCAUACAAGAAGGGUUUUCUAGGGCUGAUUUGGGAAGCGCUUUGAGUGGUCAUUCUGUGUGGUAACCGAAUCCCACCCCUCCCCUGUGCUACUUCACCCCCCCACCAAAAUUAAACAAGCUCAGAGGAUACACUAGCAAAUCAGUCUGCUUUCUUGUGACAUGGAUUCUAUGGAAGUGUUUCACUCAUUGGACAAAAGCUCUCAGGGGUAGAGUUUCUGGAUUCCUAUUGAUCACAGCAGUCUAAUGGGAAGUCACAUUGUCGGUUUAAAAUGUAGAAUUUUUAAAUUUCCUAAUUUUUUCUAACUUCCUCAAGUAUUCAUAAAUAGCACAUUUAAAGGGAAACAAAAUUAUUUGAUAUGAACUGAUUUGUUAAAGCGACUGCUAAUUGUAACAGAUGGGGUCUUUCAAAUUAUGACAUCAGACAGGUGUUAUGCACUGAAAGCAAUUUGAAAACACUUCCAUUUGUUGAAUUGAAAUUUGAGAUCCAUUUCAGAAUGAUGCUGAAAAGUUGAAAUGACUGUUAAUGUAUAUUAUAACUGGAGGGUCUCGCUCUGUUUUUACAUUGAGUACUGAAUCAGCAACUGUAUGUAGAUUAUCAACUGCACAAAGCUGGGUAUGGCCUGGUGUUGAAGAUAUGGAUAAUGAAAUGUUUGUGAGUGACAGAACCUGUGAGGGCUUAUGGGAAUGGCUGCAUCCUGUGAGACUGACAGCAUACCAUGAAUGCCUUUGUGUUUUGUGGGUGACCUAAACUAACCCAGAGCUUUAACUUUAUAAAUGUACUGCGGGUAUGUUUUUCAAUGAACAGGCCUUACUCGGGAAAAUAAAAGUUUGAUCAAACCA
Messenger RNA from Conger conger (European conger), 2189 nucleotides. It is a transcript of the gene asah1b, whose product is annotated as N-acylsphingosine amidohydrolase (acid ceramidase) 1b. Bases 85 to 1269 code for a protein of 394 amino acids. NCBI's taxonomy places the organism in Eukaryota, Metazoa, Chordata, Actinopteri, Anguilliformes, Congridae. Gene Ontology annotation, cellular component: lysosome. The transcript has 14 exons. Gene Ontology annotation, molecular function: fatty acid amide hydrolase activity; N-acylsphingosine amidohydrolase activity. Gene Ontology annotation, biological process: fatty acid metabolic process. The record is from RefSeq and is a predicted model, not a curated record.